AUGAAGAAACAAUGCUCCUCAGGACUGCAUCGUCUGCAUCGAUGUAGCGCGUGCAGGUGGCUGCGCUGCGGUACAUAUCGCAUCACCGCCCGCCCGCAAUUUCGCGUAAAAUUGGCCGCGUGCGGCGGGCGGGCGGGCGGCAGCGGUGCGGAGCGUCGCUCCCGAAAUAGUGUUCGGGUGCGGUCGUACGCUCUCGGGAGCGGCGCCCCAGUCGCCGUGAGGCCGCGCGCGCGCACCCGCGUCGCCUCGCCAGCCGUAUCGACGCCGGACGAAUACCCGGGUGACAAGGCGAGCUCGACGGUGCUCGGCGUCGUCGUGCGUAUUUCGGUCGUGAGAGGGCCCCGGACCGCGUCGAGCGCGCUGCCCGCGCGCUGGCCGCCGUGCUCUGGUGGUGGUGCGUGGCGCUGCUGCGGUUGGUCGCGUUCUGCGCGCCUCCCCCCGGCCCAUCCGGCGUCGGCGCGCCGCCGCCGCCCUCCGCCCGCGCCGCGGAAGAUGCGCCGCCGGCGACCGCUUGCGCGAUCGCGCCCUCUAACACCACCGAGCUACCGCCGCCGCCACCGCCCACGGCGCCCGACCCGCCAGCGCCCACCGAGGGGUCUGAAGGAAGAAAGAGGGGUACGGGGUAACGUCGCGUGGCACGAGGAUGUGGGUUAUCAGGGCGAAACUCCGAGACAUCCCACCCCCUAAUUCCCGUUCGCAGUGCGCAACUACGCUUUCGCUCGAACCCUCGCAAUCCAGCCGGUGAAUGUGAUAUCAGUAUGGCAAAACACAAGUGUCAUGUUUCUCGGAAUUAUAACAACAAAAUGUAGACAUAUCAAAGGCAGGUCAUAGAGGCAGCCGGGUGCCGAUAACCGAUACAGCACUCGUGCCAAUUAUAUGUGCAGAUAGUCGUUGUUCGUGAAUAUAAUUCAAUUUGUAAUAGGUAUGGUAAUGUUGUCCAUAUUGAUCUUCAUAACGUGCUAAACUUAUAUUUAGUUUAUAUCGAAAUAUUGCCAUAUGAACAAAAUGAUGCGAUUGCAACAUCAAUAAAAAAUACAUUCUAGCUUCAAAAUGAACAGUUAGUUUUUAUUCCAGUUUUAUAGUUUCUUGUGAAUGUAUAUAUUUUAUGUGUGUUUUAAAUGUUUAAAACAAUUUUAAAGCAGUAUUAGUUAUGUAUUACUUACUGUAACUUAAAAGUACUUACUGUUAGUAAUAUCAUUCACUUAUGUUAUACAUUAGUUUUACCGUUUUUUAUUACGAAAGUAUAUUACUAACUUUCUUCAGUGACUUCGCCUAAGUGAUCCUGUAGUAGGCAGAUAAACCUCCUCUUGAAUCACUGUAUUGACGAAAACUGCAUUAAAUCAUAAACUCAGCCCGUACGCUAAGAUUUCCCGCUGGAAGCGCCUUUUUUAUAUAUAAAGAAUAUUAUAUUAUAUAAAGAAUACUAUAUAAAGAAAGAUGUGUUGUUACUUAAAAUUUUUAUAUUCAGUAACAAAAUAUAUAUUUUGUUCAUAGAUACAAUUUAGAUCGAUUUCUUUUCAUAAAAAUAAAAAAAUAUAAUUGUCUAAUCAAUAUAAAAUAAAUUCUUCUAGAUUUUGUCUUUGGAUCAGGGUGGCAAUCUCUUUGUAGUGGCAACGAUACGUUCUUAUUUCAUAAUUUUUUUAUUUUUUAUUUACCAGGUUCACUUAAAUUGGAUUCUAAGAAAUGCGUAUCAUCACUUCAUCAUCAAAUUAAUGAAUAAUGAUUACACUUCAACAAACAUAUGCUAUCAUAUUUUCUUACAUAUGAUGAUAAUUUUAUCACACAAAUUAAUGUUCGCUUACGCUAUAUUUAUAAUAAGUCGUAUGAGUCAUGAACAAAGUCGUUAAUUAUAAUUAUAAGUAUAUCAAUACGACUAAUUAAUACGUCAAUGAAAUAAACCUCAACAUAGAACAAUAAUUUUUCUUUUUUUAACUUGCAAUUUGUAUACCCACUCAAUCAUAUGAAUUCGGCAAUGAAUUAAAAACUUUUCUGUUUUAGAUUUUAAUUGCAAAAUUCCAACAAGCUCAUGAAUAUUUUUUUUUUCUAUAAAUUAUCUAAUUUUUUUUUUCGAACACAACCUAUUUUUAACCAGCCAUAAACAGGAACAUUAAAAAAUAAAUAAAACACUGAAUUUAAUAAAAAAAAAUGUUGACGUACGGAGCAUUAACCCGAUCAUAAAUGGUUUGGAAACACGAAGGUUUCGUAUAAAUUAAUACGUAUAGUUUGGGAAAUAAAUAAAAUAUAACAUAAUUCCGUACAAAAUUAAUAAAAAACGAAACAUGCAAGAGCAGAAA
Diatraea saccharalis (sugarcane borer) is the source of this 2294-nucleotide messenger RNA. The record is from the annotation of a GenBank genome assembly. Lineage: Eukaryota; Metazoa; Arthropoda; Insecta; Lepidoptera; Crambidae.